This is a messenger RNA of Hevea brasiliensis (rubber tree), 1020 nucleotides long. Its product is annotated as probable leucine-rich repeat receptor-like protein kinase At1g35710. NCBI's taxonomy places the organism in Eukaryota, Viridiplantae, Streptophyta, Magnoliopsida, Malpighiales, Euphorbiaceae. Bases 1 to 1020 code for a protein of 339 amino acids. The record is from RefSeq and is a predicted model, not a curated record. The transcript is spliced from 2 exons. Gene Ontology annotation, molecular function: protein binding.
AUGGGAUUCUCAACCUCGAAGAGAGUACUAAUACUUGUUCCUUUGAUCCUGCUUGUUAUUUCACUUUCUUCACUUAAUGUUGCUUCUAACUUUAUUGAUGAAGCACGUUCCCUGCUAAAAUGGAAAGCCAGCCUUAACCAGACCAACCCACUCCUGUCCUCGUGGAUUCUUUAUCCUGGAAAUGCCACCAAUACUUCUAGUUCUAGCCACCUUGAAACGAAUGCAAGCCCAUGUUCCUGGCAUAGAAUUAGGUGCAACAAAGCUGGAAGAGUCCAUGUUGUCAACCUCACAAGUUACGGUUUAAAAGGUAUGCUCCAAGAAUUUCCAUUCUCGUCCCUUCCUAAAAUUGCAUACGUUGAUCUCAGUGUAAACGAAUUAUAUGGCAUCAUCCCACCUCAAAUCGGUCACCUUUCCAAGCUUAUCUAUCUUGAUUUGCAAAUUAAUCUGCUGUCCGGAAAAAUUCCACCAGAAAUUGGCCUUCUAACAAAUCUUACAACAUUACACCUCAGUGAAAAUAAGUUAAAUGGCUCCAUUCCAAGAGAAAUGUGUCAAUUAAGUUUGCUUGAAGAGCUUGCAUUGGAUAUGAAUCGUCUUGAUGAUUCAAUUCCUUCUUGCUUGGGCAAUUUGACUAACCUUUUUUGGUUAUCUCUUUACAAUAAUUCACUCUCUGGUUCCAUUCCUCAAGAAAUUGGAAAGCUCUCCAAGUUGGUUGAACUUUACCUGGACACCAACCACCUAACAGGUUCCAUCCCUUCCACUUUUGGCUACUUAAAGAAACUCACUGUGUUAUACAUUUUUAACAAUAAACUUUCCGGUCCCAUCCCUGAAGAAAUCGGAAAUUUGGAGUUUCUUCGGAAUCUAAGCCUUAAAACAAACAACCUUUCUGGUCCAAUUCCGGCAUCAUUAGGUCGUCUAGGGAACAUUGAAUUACUUCAUUUAUACCAAAAUCAACUUUCUGGAUCCAUUCCUAAAGAGCUGGGAAACUUAUCAUCUCUUGUUGAUCUAGAGUUAACAACUUAG